Hydractinia symbiolongicarpus is the source of this 711-nucleotide messenger RNA. RefSeq lists its product as uncharacterized. Lineage: Eukaryota; Metazoa; Cnidaria; Hydrozoa; Anthoathecata; Hydractiniidae. The record is from RefSeq and is a predicted model, not a curated record. Bases 1 to 711 code for a protein of 236 amino acids. The transcript is spliced from 3 exons.
AUGAAAGAAUUGCGCAAUCUUAAAAAUAACUGCUCUACUGGUCCCGACGCAAUCUCUGUUCGUUUUUUGAAACAAGUUGCCGAGUUUAUAUGCUCCCCAUUAACACAGAUUCUUAACGAAUUCAUACACUUCAAUGAAUUUCCAUUACACAAAAAGAUUGUAUUGAAACAACUUAUAGAAUUCAUCGAAUCAACCAACAUCUACAAGGAUACUGUUGAUGGAUUUCGUAAAGGCUGCAGCACAAGUACAGCACUUAUGGAAUUGAAAGACGAUAUUAAAAAAGCUAUGAAAGCCAAUGAAGUCACAUUAAUGGUCUUGAUAGACUUCUCGAAAGCUUUUGAUACUAUCCGUCAUAACAAACUUAUCAAGAAAAUGGCUUCACAAGACAACAGUUUGUGCAAAUUGAUAGCAAUAAUUCAAAUCAAUUACCAUCAUUAUUCGGAGUACCGCAAGGUAUUGAACCUUGGCCCCAUAUUAUUCAAUUUAUACGUCAACGAUUUGCAGGACGCUUUUGAUGCUUCCACUAUUCAAUACGCAGAUGAUACAACGAUUUAUAGAUCAUGUAAACCUGCAAAUAUUGUGAAUACAGAAAUUUCCAUUAACGAUACACUAAAUGAGCUUGACAAAUGGGCCGAAGAAAAUUUUCUUGCGGCUAAUGCAGCAAAAACUAAAUUCGUGUUGAUUUCGACCAAACACUUGUCCAAUUCUUAA